This is a messenger RNA of Salvelinus namaycush (lake trout), 1236 nucleotides long. RefSeq names its product relaxin-3 receptor 1-like. The record is from RefSeq and is a predicted model, not a curated record. Gene Ontology annotation, molecular function: G protein-coupled receptor activity. The coding region runs from base 1 to 1236 and encodes 411 amino acids. The transcript has a single exon. Gene Ontology annotation, biological process: immune response; G protein-coupled receptor signaling pathway. NCBI's taxonomy places the organism in Eukaryota, Metazoa, Chordata, Actinopteri, Salmoniformes, Salmonidae. Gene Ontology annotation, cellular component: membrane.
AUGUCUGAGGCUGACUUCCAGAGAAUUGAGCGGUUUUACCAGAUCCUGAACAAGGACCCGUCCUGCAACCAUUCCCACCUGACCUUCCAUAACACCAGCAUGGUAUACGAUCUGGACUUCCCUGGCGAUGGCUCCCACUGGCUGCGCGCCAUCAUCUCCGUGGUGUACUGUGCCGUGGCCACCGGCGGACUGCUGGGCAAUCUCCUCGUGCUGUACCUUCUCUGCUCCACCCGGACCAUCGUCAAGAGUGCCAUCAACUUCUUUGUGUUCAACCUGGCCCUGGCUGACUUGCUACUCUCCCUGGCUCUGCCGUUCUGGGCAGUAGACAUCACCCUGGACUACAACUGGCCUUUUGGUUUGGCCAUGUGCAAGGCCGUGUCCCUCCUGACGGGCCUCAACGUCUACGCCAGUUGCUUCUUCCUGAUGGCCAUGAGCUUGACCCGCUACUGUUCAGUGGCUACUGCACUCAAGCCCGCUGCACCACUCGGUCACAAGCUUUGUGAUUCCCGGGUAACUACCGCACUUAUAUGGGCCGGGGCACUGGUGGCUGCUGCACCGCGUGCCGUGUUCGCCGAUCUCAACAGAGUAGGCAUGGCCAAUGACACUGCAUGUCUGCUCCGCUUCCCUAAAGGUACAAAUUGGCUGGCUGUCAACCAACUCCUGAGGCUUCUGUUUGGCUUCCUGUUGCCCUACUUCAUCAUGAUCCUCUCCUACCUGCUCCUGCUGCGCUUCCUCUGCCGGCACAAGCUGAACGGUGUCAACCCACGGCGACAGGCUCAUGUCUCCAAGUCCGUGGCAGUUGUGGUGCUCUCCUUCUGCACCUGCUGGUUCCCGUAUAACGUGCUAACUCUCUGGAGCGCGCUGAUCCAACUGGAUCUAACAGAAAUCAGUCCCUCCUACUACUUUGUCCAGACCUACCUCUUCCCCUUGGCCAACUGUCUGGCCUUCACCAGUAGCUGCCUCAACCCUGUCAUCUACUGCCUCAUUCGCAGGGAGUACCGCAAGGCCCUGCGCACCCUGGUCUUGAAGUCAAGUCUAGCAAUCGCUUCCAAAGCCUGCCUCUCGGCAGUCAACUCCAAUGAGGGCCAGAACCGCGAUGGGCAGCUGGGCAUCCCGCUCAACAAUAUGGAAAGCCACACGGCCCAGUCUUACACCAAGAGGUCAGCACUGCCCUCUACCACUCUAUCGCUGGGUCCCAGUCCCAAGGGCCUCUGUCCGCUCAAUGUCCUCACCUGA